UCAGGUACCGGUCACCAAAGAAAAUCGCCUCUCUCUCCAGUUCACUUUGUCCUGUCGACGCAUUUGCAUCGACAACACUCCCAUUUCUCACCGAUAAGUAGAGUGAAGGCUCGCUGGAAAUCCCCAAAAUAAUGUGAAGUGUUGGAAGAUUCUCUUGAAAAGUGGGAGAUUCUCUUGAAAAAAACAAUUUCAUGCGGAAGAAAAAAAAUGUAUAAUACAGAGAUUGCAUAAAUUCUGUUACUUCCGGUAAUUAUCACGCCCCGAUGGUGAUAGCGAUGAAAAACCGGCUGAGUGUAACGGAUCAUUUCAAUAACAGUGGGCGCGAGUUCCUCUGAAUUCCACUCAUUAUUUAUCUAUUUUUAUUCCAAUUGUUGGCGGAAAGAAAUAAUAUAUCCUCGAGUGGUUUCCCGGGUUGUGUCUUACCGUGAUAACAAGUGAUACCAAGUGCUUGGGAUUGAGUCGUGAUGAGAAAUCCAGUGUGACACUCCAGGAAAUCAUGUGAAGAGACAUUUAAAAGGAAUUCAUUUAUUUUAUUUAAAAAAUGCCGGCAAUACAAUUAUUUGGACGCAAAUGGCUAGCGGCUACUGACGACCUAGUGUACCCAGGACUCUUCGAGAUAUUCAUCAGAGUCGUCUGGUUUGUUCUCCUCGGCAUUGCCUGCAUGCGUUAUUACGCCGAGACCUGGAAAUGCAAAACCGGUGGCGAAUUAGUCCGAGUAUUUUUAGUUGGAGAACUUGUGAUCCUAGGAAUUGCCACCAUCCUGGUCUUCAUGAUCGUCAAUCACAGUGCGAGGGGUUCUAUUGUUGACACCUACGCCAGAAGGCUAGUCGAGCCGCUCUUGACAGUGAAAAUUCUCCUGCUGGUCCCGGAGAUGAUCUGGAAUGUCCUGGGUACUCUCUGGAUUCUCACUGAUCACGUGCAAUGCACUAAUGAACAUUUCACAAUUACGACGAUUGAGGCCCUCGUAUUCUUCGAUUGGGUGCUGAUCGGUCUAGCAAUUCUGGGUCUUGCAUUCGUAUUUGAUCCCCUGGGAUCAUUAUCGCGCUCUGAUAAGGACCUCGAGGACUCGAUCGAGCAUGGAAAAGUCUCCAGGAUAUGGCUGAGAAGAUUCAAGCUGUUCUGGUGGAUGAGGCGGGACGAGAGCGCCAAUGAAACAUUUCAACAUGUUGCUGGAUUAUUGAGCGCUCUGUUCAGAGGAACUGAUUUAGUUCCCUCGGAUGUCAUGGCUGGUUGCGUACUGCUGCGUGUUAGACAAAAAAGGGAAACACUCGAGUUACGACGGCUGAAUAUCCUGGAGCGUCCGGAAUAUACCGCAGAUGCCAAAACGUUAUUCUCUAACGAGCCAGGAUGGAUGUCCUUGGAAUGGGCCCAUCACUAUAUCAAAUUGUCGAUAGCUUCGUACAGUUGGCUGUUCGUCAUGUACCAACACUUUUUCACUGGCUGUUGCAAGUUAAUCCCCAAUAUGACCUGUUGCGCGUGUUUUCGUCGACAGCGCAAUGUCCUGGAUGAUAAUUGUUGUUUAUGCAGUUUAGCUGGGGUAAAGCAACUGUCAAAGCUCUCGGAGGAGGAUAUUUUAUUCGCGUCCUUCAGGAAUCACCUCUGCGAGAUUCCAUUCUGCGUGAUAGCGGAUCAUAAAGCGGCCAGUAUAGCGGUUGUGAUAAGGGGCUCGUUAUCCCUGAGGGAUUUGAUUACAGACAUUGCUGCGGCCUCGGCGUCCUUCGAGCCUCCAGGAUUGCCGAAGGGCAGUAUGGCCCACCGUGGCAUGAUAAUUGGGGCAAAAGUCCUUCUCAAACAGCUCAACCAGUACAAAGUCCUCGAGAAGGCCUUCGAGGCGUAUCCCCAUUAUUCCCUGACGCUCACCGGGCACAGCCUAGGGGCAGGUCUCGCAGUACUUCUGGCCCUCCUCAUCCGUCCUCGCUAUCCCAAUUUACGUGUCUAUGCAUUCGCCACACCAGCUGGACUCCUCAGUAGAGAAGCUGCAAAGGUCACCGAAGACUUUGUCUUCACAAUUGGUCUGGGUGAUGAUUUGGUGAUGCGACUCAGUGUCGACAGCAUCGAGAACUUUCGAACGGGUCUCCUGAUAAUUCUGCAGGCGUGCAAGCUACCGAAAUACCGUGUAGUCCUCAAUGGGUUCGGAUACGCCCUCUUCGGGGUACCAGAGCGCGAUCUGAACAGAACAUGGAGAAAUGGCAACACCAUCAACUCAAUCCCAGGACACUUGCCACUCCUGGCUGAUGGUGUGGGCAAUCGCCAGGGAGAGACACUCAUACUCGAGCACGAUGUCACCAGGAGGCGGUACUCCCAGGUGAGGCUCUACAACGCCGGGAGAAUCCUUCAUUUGGCAAGAUGCAAAUUCGAUGACAAGGUGGAUGGAAAGAGGAGUGAGAGAAGAUUCGAGAUGAGGUGGGCGCAGCCCGAGGAGUUCAUGGAGCUCUCGGUGAUGCCUCGAAUGCUCCUUGAUCACCUCCCGGAGAAUUUGGAGGUUGCCCUCCGGAGUCUCAUCAGACAGCAGGAGGAUGUACCGAUACACAUCGGGGACUCAUGAUAUCGAAUAUCUCACGUAUAAAAAAUACGAUACCUACACGCCUCAGACGAUCUUGAUUAAUCAAAUAAAAAAUUUAGGUGCUUAUUUAGUAUUUAUGACUAAUCUCGUGCUCGAUGGCUACUCAUUCGAUGAUUACUCAUAAUUUUGUACAUUCCAAUGGAUAAACUUAAAUAAAUGAAUCAAUUUUA
Fopius arisanus is the source of this 2733-nucleotide messenger RNA. RefSeq names its product sn1-specific diacylglycerol lipase beta. NCBI's taxonomy places the organism in Eukaryota, Metazoa, Arthropoda, Insecta, Hymenoptera, Braconidae. Gene Ontology annotation, cellular component: plasma membrane; cytoplasm. The record is from RefSeq and is a predicted model, not a curated record. Gene Ontology annotation, biological process: diacylglycerol catabolic process; neurogenesis; arachidonate metabolic process. The transcript has 9 exons. The coding region runs from base 542 to 2545 and encodes 667 amino acids. Gene Ontology annotation, molecular function: triacylglycerol lipase activity.